AUGUUUGUUCUCAAAGUAUGGCUAUUAUUUCUCUUUACUUGUACUCAACAAUCGUCUGCACAAAAAAUGCGAUCAUUUCGAAUGUCAGUUAUAAAUGAUCGUCAAUUCCAAUGUUCAAAUACUACUUGUGUACCAUUUUUGAAUGUUACUUCAUUAAAGACUCGUGAUUGUCAAUGGAAAUGUUUAAGCGAAAUACAGUGUGAAGCAAUUACUUUUCAGGCAUCAAACGCCAAUUGCCAAUUGUUUUCUAAUAUAUCAAACCAACUCAAUAAUAUGCUCAUGAAUUUCAAUACUGUAACGAUGAUUGUUAUCGAUGGAGCACGUAUACCGUCCGUUCCGAAGUUUCGUACUCAAAUAACUUACCCAAUGAAUAAUAAUGCAGCCUAUGUAUUAGUUCAAGAUGUCAACUAUGAUAAUAAACUGGAUAUUCUUACGGCAAGCGAGUCAGUAAGUAGAGUAAGCAUACGUUACAAUCAAGGAAACGGAACAUAUGGUCCUCUAUUAAAUAUUACAGUUAGCAGUAAGCAAUACAUGCUAGUACUGGAAGAUCUCAAUAAUGAUAACAUAUCUGAUAUUAUUGUAACAAAUAAUGGUGUAGCGACCAUAGGUAUUCUUUACGGAAAGGGUAAUGGUACAUUCAAUUCGGAAAUCACUUUAGCAGCUGGUGCAAGUCCAAUUGCAUUGGCAGUAGCUGACAUAAAUGAUGACCAUAAACCUGAUAUUCUUUAUACAAAUUGGAAUAGAAAUGCUAUUAUAGUAUACAUAAAUAAAGGUAAUGCAACGUUUUCUCCUGAUUUGAAUUUCACAACUGAUGUGAAUGUAUAUGCAAUGCAAGUAAUUGAUAUAAAUAAUGACGCAAAACUUGAUAUUAUUUGUGUAAGUGAACAAUCAAAUAGCGUUAGCAUCUUUUUUGGUCGGGGAAAUGGGACAUUUCUUUCUCGACUGAUUUAUUCAGUUGGCAAUGGUCCACACUCAUUCGCAAUUGGUGAUAUCAAUGGUGACAGUAAUCUUGAUAUUGUUGUAGCUAACUCCGGCACAAAUACGACCAGUAUUUUGAUGAAUGGAGGUGAUGGCUCAUUUCUAACACAAACUACGUAUACUGUUGGUACUGCACCACUUUCGGUACAAAUAUGUGAUGUUAAUGAUGACAAACAUCCAGAUAUUAUUGUUGCGAAUAAGGGUUCGAAUGGAAUUAGUAUUUUGUUGAACAAAGAUGACGGAACUUUCUUUAGUCAAAUCACUUACACAGCUGGUGCCGCGCCAUCAUCAAUUGCAGUUACUGAUGUUAAUUAUGAUAAUAAAUCUGAUAUUAUUGUUGGAAAUAGCAAUUCUAAUAACUUCGGCAUCUUUUUUCAUAUUUGA
Molecule: messenger RNA, 1362 nt
Organism: Adineta ricciae
Lineage: Eukaryota; Metazoa; Rotifera; Eurotatoria; Adinetida; Adinetidae
Source: the annotation of a GenBank genome assembly